Pantherophis guttatus is the source of this 3465-nucleotide messenger RNA. RefSeq names its product sterile alpha motif domain containing 1 (gene SAMD1). Gene Ontology annotation, molecular function: DNA binding; protein binding. NCBI's taxonomy places the organism in Eukaryota, Metazoa, Chordata, Lepidosauria, Squamata, Colubridae. The record is from RefSeq and is a predicted model, not a curated record.
CCAGCCCGCGCGCCGCCGCUUCCAGCAAGCAGCAGCGCCUGCCGGGUGGAGGGUCCAGUUCGCGCCGUGCGGACAAGGGCUGAGGCCAAGGCGGAGCGGCGCACGGGGGCAGCAAAGCCCCGGGGGAGGCGGCAACACCAUGGCCGGCCCCCCGCCGCCGCCCCCGGGCCAGGAGGCGCCCCGCUACCAAGAGUGGAUCUUAGACACCAUCGACUCGCUGCGCUCGCGCAAGGCGCGCCCGGACCUGGAGCGCAUCUGCCGCAUGGUGCGCCGGCGGCACGGCCCGGAGCCGGAGCGCACCCGCGCCGAGCUGGAAAAGCUCAUCCAGCAACGCGCCGUGCUCCGAGUCAGCUACAAGGGAAGCAUCUCGUACCGCAACGCUGCGCGGGUCCAGCCUCCCCGGCGAGGUGGAGCGCCCGCCGCCAGUCCGGCGGCCCCGCAGCGCCCGGCCCGCACUUCCCCGCCCAGCGCUCCCGCCGCCACCGCGACGCCCCGGUCCUCCCAGCGUGCUGCGCCUCGCGCGGAGCCAGUCGCGCCGCCGCCGCCACCGCCGCCGCCGCCUCCGCCUCGUCGGACCGGACGGGAGCGACCGCCGCCGCCCGCAGUCCAGGAGGAAUCCUCCCCCGUUAGUCUGCGAGAGAUUGUGCGCUACUUGGGCGGGGACGGCGCCGCGCCGGGGGGCGGCCGAGUGACUCGAGGCCGAGCACAGGGGCUGCUUCAGGAGGAGAGGCUGGAAAGAACCCGCUUGGGUGGCGGCGGCGGUGGCGGCGGCAGCAGCAGCAACAGCGUCGCUUUGCCCAGGGCGGAGAGAGGCGCGCAGGCCCGGGCCCCCAACGCCAGACCAUACAGGAACAAGAAGGCAGGGGAGGAGAUCAAAGGCGAAGAAGACGAGGACGAAGACGAAGAAGAGGAUGAAGUCUCCACUAUGUCUGAAGGUUCAGAAGUGGCACAAGAUUUUGAGGCCAGCAACUACAGCAGACCUGGGACAGGCCAGGUGAAUGGUGACUGUAAGGACAGCAAGCAUGGUGGGAAAGAGAUCCCACCCAGCAGUGCCACCCCCAGAGACCUGCACUCCCUAGAGGAAACAUCUUUGAACAAAGGAUUGGAGCAUUCUCAGCAUGAAGGAAAUGAGCAAUGUCACACAAAGGCCUCUUGGCCUGGAGAAAGUGCCUGUCACCAUCUGGGAGGCAGCAAGAAAGAUGGCAGUGCCUAUCAGCAACCAGACAGAGCAGUGUCACCAGCUGUUGCAGGGGCUGAUCCCUCUGUGCCCUCAUCUCCUGGGAGACCUGGCAUCCAGGCAGAUGGGAGACCAUUCAGUUGCGUUUCAGUGAAAGAGAGGCCUUCUGACCCUGUGGAAUGGACUGUCAGUGACGUUGUGGAUUAUUUCACAGAAGUUGGGUUUGCUGAGCAAGCUUCAGCCUUUCAGGAGCAGGAGAUUGAUGGGAAAUCUCUGCUGCUGAUGCAGCGCACUGAUGUGCUUACUGGCCUCUCUAUUCGCCUGGGACCGGCCCUCAAGAUCUACGAGUAUCACAUCAAGGCCCUCCAGCAGUGCCACUUCGAGGAAGACGAGGGCGACUCCUUCAUGGGCUGAGAAGAACGGGCCAAGCCAGUGAGGGGGAGGGAGAGAACAGGGACUCUGUCAACGCUACUGUCUCAGCCAUUUCAGCCUUCCUUUGCCUCUGAAAACAAGACAAUGUUGUGGGAAAGGAGAAGGGCUUGGACUAUAUCUGGUGAGAGGAGGGAGGCAGAAAUGAUGACCCAGCUUUCGUGACAUCCCUAUCCCGGUUAUCUGGUGAUCCAAAAGACUGGGCUCAGUGGGCUAAAAGCUCACUUCCUUCUCUCAUCUUGCCUAUCUGACCCGACCCCAAGCUUUUCACUCACCAUAGUGCAUUGUCUGUUUGGGGGAAAGAUGAGGCAAUAUGGUUUUCCUCCUCUUCCCAAUCUUCACCUGAGCUGAAAUAAUUUAUGCUUCAGCACCCAAAUGGCUUCUCCCUUCCCUCUCCCCAUCAGUAGUAUUUGAUAGCCCUGAUUGCUCCUCCUUUCUUUCGGUGAUUGGCAAGAAAAAGAGCUUGCUGGAGGUGCCAGGAGGUUUUAAUCAAAUAGCUUUUUAUUCUCUUUUCUGUUCAGGUAGCCUUUUCUUCCAAUUUUCAUGAUUGUUGCCCAGAGUUGAUUGCUUUUUAUUAUUUUUUUUCUUCCCCGUUUUUAAAAAAUAUAAAUAUUUAAACUGGAAAAAAAUGAUUUAGUAUUCCCAGAUACCUUAGCCCUCUACAAAGGGUAAUGGAACAGCUGAAAUGACUAUGUUUAAAGGGCAAAAGAGUGCAAGAGGGCUCCAGAUUUUGGGUUCUGCUCUAGGGAGAAGUGUCAUCUGGUAACCAAGUUUUGGAAAGAAGAAAGCAAGUGGGAGUAGAUUAUCUUCUGUCUAGUCCAUAGAUGGGAAUAGACUUUAAGGGUUCCACCUUAAUUUUCAGUAUUGUAAUCCGUGGGAUAAAAGCGCGGUAACCUUUACAUAAUCACCAAAAAGUCUAAAAUAAAUGUAGGAUUUAUAGAUGGGCUCUUUCCAGUGGGCAGAGAGUUAUAACUAUGUGCGUGCGUGUGUAUGUAUUUUCAUUAGCAGUGAGUGUUCUUAUAUGAGGACUAUAAUAGACAAUACCACCAAUAUUAAUGCUUUGGGGACAUAGAAAAGGAUAGGGAAUGGAAUUGGUCAGAACCAUUUUUUUUUCUAUCAAAAAUCCAGGUGAUGGUUUUCCUGUCCUUAGGAUUGGCUUCUUCCUGUUUAAGCAGGCUAAAUCCUAAAAGAUUGCAAUGCCAAGAGGACACUAUACAAUAUUAAGAAUUAUUCGUGGUAAACUUGUAAAAAUCAGGUGAUGGAGGCAUUAUGGUGGGCACCUUAUUCAACAUUUCAGAUUCUCAGUGGUUUUGAAGACACAUUGUACUUAAUCUUGGCUAGGAAACAUCUAUUUCACAAUUGGAAGUCAGUUUCGGUUUUGCAUUAAAAACAAUGGGAACUGAGGAUGCGGACAACUCUAGAAUAGGUUCUUAGACUGUAUACAGAACAUCAUUUCCAAAACUCCUCAUUGGAGAAUCAUGACAGAUCACUUUAACUGAUAUAAAUUAGGAAUGUAAAGGGGAUCUUAUUGAGAGAGAGAAAAAUUUAUACCUAUUGUUUAGCUGUGCAUUAGGAACAGAAAACUACAUACCGGUAAUUGCAGAGAGAAGGAAACUUCAAUUUGCUUAAAAGGAAGAAUGCAGAUAUGAGCACACUGAAUUUUAUGUUCUCAACAUUUUCCUUCGACCCACGAGGGCUAGAAACUUAUACUUUGAACUUUGAUAACACAGGUUCUUGAUGUUUUAGCACAUAAGUGCCUCAGGGGCUUACAUACUGGCAACACAUUCCUCUCUAUUGCACUAGGCCCUAUUUUUUUGUCCAGAGCUGGGAAUAAAAAAACCAAAAUUUUUAAGUUCUAA